This is a messenger RNA of Babesia microti strain RI, 906 nucleotides long. Its product is annotated as conserved Plasmodium protein, unknown function. Lineage: Eukaryota; Apicomplexa; Aconoidasida; Piroplasmida; Babesiidae. The transcript is spliced from 3 exons. The coding region runs from base 1 to 906 and encodes 301 amino acids. The record is from RefSeq and is a predicted model, not a curated record.
AUGGAGAAAUUCAGGGGGUUCUCCGACCCUGCUACGGGAAUACAUCCCUUCCUCCCUUCAUGGUCAAACGAUUCUAAAUCGCCUAACAUUAAAAAAAUUACGAAUGCACUAAUUGCAAUUGCCACAUGGCCAGUGCGCUUAUUUUUAAUCCUAAUCUCAUUAACAUUGUUACCCUUUAAACUAUUGAGGCCAUACGGCUGCAGGCUAUUAUUAGCAGCUGUAGGAGUGUGGAAAAUUCAGUUUAAGAAUUGGAAGUAUGCAAUUGAGAUCAAAAAAUCCAAAGAUGCUGUAGUGUUUUGCAAUCUUACAAGUUUUGCUGAGAUUCUCAUGCUGGAAUAUACAAUCUCACCCAUUUUCGCCAUAGUCCAUUCAAAUGGCACCCUCUCCAUUUUAAAAUUUAUGGAUAUGUUAUUAUUCACUAUUAGACAUGAAAUUAAAACGAAUAAGGGCACGCUAGCUAAUCUGGCUAAUGCCGCCGAUUAUGUCUCUAGCAAACAUAUAGGCCCAAUGGUAGUCUUCGCAGAAAUGCAAAAGAGUAAUGGAAUGGUUAUUCUGCAGUGGCCCAAAGAAUUGGCCACCAAUUUCAAUUUUGCCAGAGGUGGGGGCUGCUACGCCAUCACGUGUAGUUAUGAAAAUCCCAAAUUGCACUUUGACAAAUCAACCACUCUACCUCACACCGUAGGAAACAUAUACAAACACCUACUCCACAUCGCAUUUGUUCCUAAGGUCUUUAUGAAAUUAGAAAUCAUCCCCAAGGAAUGUGUUGCCGAAGUUAUGAAAGCAAACUCUCCCGUAAAUGAGCUGAGAAAGAUCAUGGCUGGGACUUUAGGGAAGGAUGGUACGGCGGUGUCAAUUGAUGCCUCCAAGCUCGCCGAAUUUGCAAAAUACUACGACAAACACGCAUGA